AAAACUGCGCGAAAAAAAUGUAAACAACAUUCUACACGCAUGUCUACUAACAGAACAGAAACACAAAAUACAAAAAAAAAAACAACAAUUUUUCAUUUGACAUUUCACAGUCGAACGGGGAAAAUGCAAUAAACAAGAGAGAUAAGACGACAAAAAAAAAGGAUAUACAUUCCUCUGCAAAAAGAAGUCAAUCGAAUUCCAGAGCCAGAACAAUCUCUGGUUGGUCUUGUUGGUUUUUUGUGAUUUGUGGUCAUUCAAUAAGAAAUAAUAGCAAUCCUCUUCCAAGUGUUCUUUCAAGAUUGUAUCAAAAAAAUAAACAACAAAAGUUUUCCAAUAACAUUUCCUUUUUUUUCCAAAUUUGUCCUGCUAUGCUAAAUCUAUUUGGAACAACAAAGAAAAUGAAAGGUUACAAGGUCACUGAUAACGCUAGAACUAAAAAAUACGGAAUUGGAGCUAAUUCUUUGAAGAUGCUCUUGGACAAAGCCAAGUUAAAGUUUCCUAUAAAAGACUGCCACAUAUAUCUUUCCACCGAUGGUUUUGAAGUCUCAGACGAGGACUACUUCCAAUCACUGGAACCUCAAACGUUAUUCAUUAUUGCAGGCCCUGGUGAAAUAAUAACAACUGAUUCUGAUUUCGAAUACGAAAAAUUGCGCCAAAGAUCUCCGUUACUCAAAGUAGCUGACAUCAUUUACGAAUUUAUCGAACGCAAUCCGGAUAAAUUCAAACGCAUGAUAUGCGAAUACGAGAAAAAGAAACCACAAAUUGAUAUGGAAAAAACCCACCUGAGUUUGCGCAGCGAACAUUCCGAAUGGUUCGAAGGUCAAGAGGAACGUUGCAAUUCCAAAGAGGAAGCAAUGUCUCGCCGGGCACAAGAUCGCAUACGCAGCUACUAUUACAAAACAAAAGACGAAUUAACCCGCAACAAAUUGUAUCGUAGCAAUGCCAAGGCUCGGGUUCUGUUUGAAAGAAUUCUCGAGAAAUUCCGUUACCUCCUUAUUGGCUGUGAUUAUUUUUCAAUGAUAUUCGAUCGUAGCUGUGUGAAGAAACAUGAGUUCCUUAAAAAUGACAAUGUCGAUGGUGCUAAUGACAAUGAUGACGAUGAUGAUGAUGAAACCGAUGCCAGACCUCUGCCAAAUAAACGUUUGAAACAAAUCAUCAAAGAAUACACCUCGAAAAAUGAACUUCUUGACGAAUGGUCUGUGUCAUUAUGUUCAGAUUUGGGUGAUUUCUAUUGCCAAGGACCUUAUAGUGAAAAUCAACCAUGCAACAAGGAUCAUUGCAUCAAUCCAUAUGCUUCGAGAGAGAAUUUGAUACUAUUCCAAGUGUGGAAUCUUGAUCAUCAAAUAGAAUUGUCUCGAACAAUACUACCCUCUCUGAUACAAAAUGUUCGAGAUUUGGUUGAGAAUCCCAAUCAAAAAUGUCCCAUACAUAAGAAACGUGUUGUCGACAUUAGUGUUUUGGAGUAUUUUUUAGAGAUCUUUAGUCUUAAGAACCUAAAGUUGGUACAUAUUGUUUGUCAUGAAAAAGUUCAAAGGUCAAAUGUUUCGAAUGGACGUUUAAUUUGUGAAAACUGCCAUGAGUACAAAAUUGUUAAGGAAUUGUUGGAUGUUUCGUGUCCUGAGGAAGUUGAUGCUUGUUGAUGGUAUUGAAUUUUUUGCCAAAUGUUUAUUUUCUUUUGAAAGUGUGUUCUAUGUAAUCUAAGUCGUGUAAGUUUUUAAGGGAUUUUUCUUAUGCAAAAAAUCCGUAGUGUUGUUCUAUGGUUUCUUUUUUGGAUGGUAGAUGGUCUUUAAAAUCAAAAACUAAACAAUCUUUUUUGAUUGAAAUUAUUUAGUUCAUUAUACCUUUUUAAAAUAUUUCUUUUUUUUUCAUAUUUUUUUAAAACCUCCUGUUCCUUGUUAAAAUAUGUAUGUAUAAAAAAAUAUUUAGCAGUGAGCUAGCAAGUUUUCAAUUUGGGGUAAGCGACAAGUUUUCCGGGGACUGGGCAAUGCCACUUAACCAUUUUUUUUAUUACACUUCGACUCCCAAGUCAGAAAAAAUUGAUUGGCCUCCUUUUUUGAAAUAUUGUUAUAAAAUGCAAUAAAAAACGUCAUUUUGGCUGUUUUCGAUGUUAUAUUUUUAUGAAAUAUUCUAUUAUUAAAUUAAAACCUUUUUUUUUGCAUUUUUCUGACCUCUGAUUCUAAUUCAGCAACCUUAAAACCUUCAGAAAAGUAUAUUUUGGUUAUCGUGACAAAAAUUAUGUGAACAGUGACUUAAACUUUAGAUUAAUUUAAGUUUGUCUUUGGCUUAUUAACUGAAACUUAAGACAUCUCGAGCAAUACAAUAAAAGAGAUAUCGGCAUGAUUUUAACAGUUUUUGGAAGAAUAAAGGCACUAACAAAUUUCUUUAUAAUGAAUUACCCCACAUAAAAACAUAACCUCGAAAAUAACCAAAAUGACAUUUUUUGGUAUUUUAUAACGGUAAAAUUUCAAAAACGGAAACCGAUCAAUAUUUUCAGACUUCGAAUUUGAGUUCAGCACACCAAAAACCUAAAGAAAAGUACAUUUUGGUUCACCGUCAUCACAAGUAGCUUCGCUUUUGAUCAUAGAUCCAAGAUAUUCAAACUUUUCAAACUAGGAAAACACUGCUCAAUUCAAAUAAAUGUCAAGAAUAGGACUAUGUGGACUAGAAAAUUUAGCAACAUACAUAAGUAUUAUGUCUUUUUCAAUCUUAUGCGUUACCCAUUUCCUUUCAGAACAUCCACUCAUAUUUGCAAAUAUGUAAGAUAUUCAUUUUUCGGUCCGUCACCUUACCUUAAUGCAUGCUCCAGUUUUGUAUUUAAAAAUCCCUCUGUUACGGCACCGGUGAUCUCCAGUCGUGUCCACCCAGGAACUUCCUUUUACACUUUUGAAAAUUUUUUAACGUGGUGAGAUUUCGCUAAGUUCACCAUAGUGUUUGUGACUUAGAUGUAUUUACUCCUUUAGUCGACUUUUGCGACGAGCUGUAGUAUUAUUCUAUUGUGUUGUUAUAAAAAAAAAACAUUCUUUUAUGGUUUUAUAUUUUACAUUUAUACUUUUGGGUAAUUUGGAUUUUCAUGAUUUAAUUGUUCUGUAUAAUUAUUAAGUUAAUUAAGUUAAAUAUUUAACCUCUGUUAAAUUUUUGACACUAUUGAUGUGAAUACAAAAUUUUCAGCUGUACAAAAAUUUAACCUGCUCUUUAGCUGUGUGAAUUGGGAUAAAUUUUAGACGUGGCUAAAUAAUUUGUUUAAGCUGCAAAACAAAUCUAUAAAUCUUUACAAUAUACAAACUUCCAACAUGCGUUGUUCUGUGAAUUUUAGUUUUGUUUCUCAUGCAUUUCCAAUUUUUUUCAUCCUCAAUAAAGUGAAAUAUAUCAAAGAAUAUUAUUCUUCCCUUGAUAUACACUCAUAAUGUUUUAAUUCUUUCUCAACUUCCAGUCUUUAUUUUUAUUUUUUGAUUAUUUAUUAAAAAAAAUUUCUAAUCCUUCCUAAAUUUAUUACUGUUUUGUUUAUAGAAACCCAACUUUAGACAUGUAAAAAUUUAUUUCUUAACUUAUAUGAUCUCUUUCGGUAUUUUAUGUUUUUAAUAUAAAAAAAAAAAACAAAAAACCUUUGAUGUGCCAAAGCAUUUUUUGCCUAAUCAUUCCAUUUUAUUUACGUGUUUCCUUUAUUUUAUUUUAUUAGUUAUUUUCUAUUUCUUUAACUUCUUAAGGCCAAAAUCUUGAAUAUAAUUUAUGUAAUCGUAGUGUGAAUUUCUAUGAACAUAAAAUAUAUAUAAAAAUUAGCUUUAUAUUGUUACAUAAGUAAAAUAAAUUGUCAACUAUUAAAAUAUAUGCAAUAAUUAUACUCAAUAAAACAAGUAAAAAAAUAAAUUAACUUAAUCAGUAGAUGAAAACAAAAAAAAAUAAAUAAAUUAAAAUGUAAAGUUGUUACUAGUAGUUAAAAAUGUUUAUUAGAAAUAAAAUAUAUACAUACAAA
Episyrphus balteatus (marmalade hoverfly) is the source of this 3970-nucleotide messenger RNA. RefSeq names its product DNA fragmentation factor subunit beta (gene Drep4). Gene Ontology annotation, biological process: apoptotic DNA fragmentation; apoptotic process. NCBI's taxonomy places the organism in Eukaryota, Metazoa, Arthropoda, Insecta, Diptera, Syrphidae. The record is from RefSeq and is a predicted model, not a curated record. The transcript has 3 exons. Gene Ontology annotation, cellular component: nucleus; cytoplasm. Bases 369 to 1640 code for a protein of 423 amino acids. Gene Ontology annotation, molecular function: DNA endonuclease activity.